[Torrubiella] hemipterigena is the source of this 1564-nucleotide messenger RNA. NCBI's taxonomy places the organism in Eukaryota, Fungi, Ascomycota, Sordariomycetes, Hypocreales, Clavicipitaceae. The record is from the annotation of a GenBank genome assembly.
GGAGACCAUAUACACCAUGCAGGCUGAGCCACUGUUCCUUGUCGCGUCUGGUAACCCCUCACUGUCAACAAAAAAAAUCUCCAGUGUAUAUAAAUGUUGUCACCAUGUUUGAACGACUCCUAUUAGGCGUUAAGCUGAAGACUCGGAAACAACCAAAACGCACUGAAAGUAGUCGUAGAGGUGAUGAUCCGGAGCUACCAAAUUGUACACGCCGCCUUCCAGCAGAUGGGUCGCCUCUACUUGAGCUGCCAGCAGAGAUACGUCGGCUGAUUUUACUCGCGGCAUUUGGAAACCAAACUAUACAUAUCCACAAAUAUUUCGGCUAUGCUCUGAUUAACGAGGAAAAGCCCAGCGAAGGCCGAUCAUGGAGGAGCAGGACGAAGGCCAAGCGCGCACUUCCAAAGCCUGGCGCCUCACAUUGCGGAAUCACAAUGCCUUUCCGGCGUGACAAAUCUAAGCCUCAAGCCUGGCGUUGGUUCAGCUGUGUUUGCCAUAGGCCAACAGUCGUGAGGCCUGGAGACUAUUUUUUCACUGACAUUGGUCGGAUUCAUCCUGGGGACGAUGACUGUCUCGGGUUUGGACGAGGCUGCGUAUGCAUUACGCCUGAAGUAGUUGAUGGAAUCGAAGCAUUCUCACCCAAAGAUUGUUUUCUGGGAGUAUCAGGCUGGCUUCAAACUUGUAAGCUGGCAUACACAGAAGGGAUGGAAAUCCUCUUGUCCACAAACACAAUCCAUCUCUCCAGUCAACACUUAAUUGAGAAUCUUGCGACAGAGCUGCCCAUUCACCAGCGUACCUGGAUACGAUCAUUGGAAAUUCGAUUAGACCAUGGCGCCUGUGAUGGCGCAUUUAGCGAAGACAUCCCAACAACAAGCGCAAUUUGGAAUAUAUGGGACAAUCUCCCCCAAACCUGCCCUGGCCUCCAAAGGCUGCAUAUUACCAUCUAUGGCUUCAAGGAGCCGCAAAGCAAAAUCAAUGAUCCUCAAUCCCGAAUGGCUCGCAACGUCCUUACUCCGCUGGAUGCACUGCGUCUUGCACUCCCUGAUUCUAUUGAUAUGACGGUGUCUUUUGAAAAACGAGCAUACGGAGCUCUUGAGUGUCUCUACCGCAAGAUAUAUGGCGCCGAUGGGAUGGAGUCUGACCCACGAAAUUUUCGACAAGGUCGAGAACGGCAGAUUCAGGACCCCUAUACUUUCAAAAAGAGAAUAACCGGAACUAGCGACAAGUACUACUGGAUAGAGCAAGGCUUUUCGUGGCCUGUAAUGUAUGUCUGCACGAUGGGCAUGGGGCGAGGGGAUGAGGAGGACCUUUGGCAACAGGUCGUUAAAAUUACUGAAGAUCCGGUUGAAUUGAAAAGAAAAACACCAAUUCAGUCCUGCUCAUCGGAUGCGGCAUCUGCCGCUUUAUUGGUGUAGCAGAAGCACGGCAUAUGCAUUCUUGCGGCACUCUACUAUACACAGAAAGGGUAGCACGCAGACAAGGAUAAUGAACUAUUGAUGGAAUCUGUUUUCUAAAUGGCACCAUAUUUGAUAGCUCUCAAACUAUGUAUAUGCUUAAAUUCGAUAGU